AUGGAAGUGGCGGCGAUCAACUCGCUAAUCGAGGAGCUUAUCAUCAAAGUUGCACAGCUCUCAGCAGAGGCGAAUGACACCAAACGGCUUCGGACCCUCAAGCGCCGGGCCGAAGCUGCCUUGCAUCUUGGAGUUCAUGGUCGAACAAAUCAAUUCGAGGUCGAUCGUCAGCUAGAGGGCUUGCAAGAAAAGUUUCGAGUCCUCAACCGAGAUGAGCUUGCCGAAAGUCUCCAUUAUCGGAUUUCGGAAUUGCAGGACUUUCCAAACUCAUGGCACCCUGAAAUCUUGAGCUUAUUGCUGCAAUUGUCUGACCGUCCGGCCGAACUUACGGAGAAUAAACUACCACAAGUACCGUCUCUGUCAAAUCACACCCCGAAUCGACCACUGUUGUGGGCAGACCUUGACGCCCACGGGGCAGCGUUUAGCGAUGAAGAAAUUUGGAAUGAUGUUGACUUCGGUUCCGACUCAUCAGACGAUGAUCUCGAGUCCGAAAAAGCUAGUGGAUCUCUCCACGAAUUUUCCCUACAAACUCUGUCUGCGGGGGAAGUGGACUACAAGAUCCCUGAGGAAGUUUAUUUGCAAGGGGAAGAUGAAGGUCUUCUUACUUCCAUAGAAAAAGCGCAAUUCUGGAAGCUUGACAAUUUUCAGAGAGCCGACAACGUCUCUGUUCACAUUACUGAGCUGCAAUUAGCUCGAGAAACGAUCUUCAUGCUGCAGGCUUUGCCAACCUCAGUAUUUCGACAUGCCGGCGGUCGCAUAGAUCUCGACCGUAGCUAUGCACUUACUCAUGCAUCUCAUCUGGGAGUUUGCUCUCUGUUGGCAUCUUUUGCUCAAACAGGCACCAAGAUCAAUGCUCUUCGACAUUUUGCCAACACGACGCAAAGAAUGGCUUACAUGCAGACAUUUUCUCGAGGGAUCGAGGACUUCCUUCAUGAGUUUGACAGUGCUCUGUGUGAAAUACAACGUCGUUAUCUCUCGCCUGGCUCAGCUAUUAGUAUCCUUCAGCUCCAUGAGGAAGUUACUCAAGCGUCUCACCAGUUGCUGCUGCUGUCAGAACUAGUCGCAGACCUCGAAGCAAAGUCCAUUGACAGACCAAUGUACUGUCUCGAUCUUCUGUUCGAUCUUGUGUGUAUGACGGAAGCUUUGGGCGACGAGAGUUCUUCGAAGACCCUAGGCAAAUUCUUUUUGUCGUGCGUUAAAACUUACGCACACUCGAUCCAACUCUGGAUGGAACACGGUCAAAUUGACCCCUACGACACUGCUUUUUUUGUGAAGGCAAAGAACAACGACGGCGAUUUACGAACGAUAUGGUCUCACUGGUUUCAUAUCGACGAAGGGUUCGAACGACAAAACAUCCCCAAAUUCCUGCAGUCGUGUAUUCAAAGGGUCUUCACAACCGGCAAGAGCAAGGUUUUCUUACGUCACCUGCACGCCCUCACAGACGAUAUUGAAGCUGGUUCAGCAGAACCAUUAUUCGACGAGGUUUUCUCUGAACCGUUUCUUUCACCACUCCCUUUCUCUGUUCGACUAGAGACUGCCUUUGACCGUCUGGUAGAUCUCCAUCAUUCGGCGAGUGCAGGUCUGCUUCGAAUCGAGCUUGAAUCACAAUGUGGGCUCUGGCGAUCUUUCGUGGCCUUGAAGCAGGUGUAUUUGGGUGAAGACAUCAGCCCGCUCAGUAUCAUCGACGCCAAAGUCUUCGAACUGAUAGACCGCGGUCGGGCUUGGGAUGACAGAUUUCUUCUUACCGAGGUUGCUCGAUCUGCGUUCAGCGUGCUUCCUCAUAUGGACGUGUCAAGAAUCGUUGUACGGUCACAGGUUGGAGGUCUGUUUUCAUAUGAUUCUCCAAAUCUAAAUCGAACGGUCAUAAUUCUUGAGAAAAUCUCUAUUGACUACACUCUCCCCUGGGCUAUCGCGAACAUUGUUCCGAGGAGCGCCAUCCGCAUUUACCAACGAAUCUCAACUUUUCUGAUGCAAAUCCGUCGGUCAAGAUAUUCUCUUGUCAAGCAGCGACUGCGCGAGGGGCGUCAUUUCCUGGUUGACGGGCGAAAUCGAUCUCUCGUUAAUAGUCUCCAUCACAACCUGACGUGGUUCCUUGAUGUCCUCUACUCACAUUUUGCCUACAUUGCAAUUUCAACUUCUACGGAUGCUUUUCAUCAAGCUCUGCAUGAUGCUCAAGAUGUGGACACCAUCAUUGCUGCUCACGACUUCUAUAUCUCCUCGCUGGAAGAGCAAUGCCUGCUUUCAGAAAACCUGAAGCCGGUUCAUCAAGCCGUUAUCGAUAUUAUGGAUCUUGCAAUAAACAUGGUUGAUCUGCAGAUCGUGCAUGCGGCCGAAGGAGAAACUCCAGGCCCCAGCAACAUGAGCGUUUCGAAACAACAGCGACGGCAGAGGAAUAGCGACACUGGUUCAGGCUCGGACUCCGACUCUGAGUCGGAUGACGGCUUCGAAUAUGAGCAAACCCUGACCAUUUCGUUCAACGAGACAUCCUACGAUACCCAGCUACGAAAUCUGAUAUCUCGAUUUGAAAAUCUGGUCGUGUUCGUUGCAGAUCAUCUGAAGGAUGUCGCUCGUGCAAAUGGCCAUUCAAGUUGGAACAUUCUGGCAGAACGUAUAGAAUGGAGACAGCGCUGA
Molecule: messenger RNA, 2631 nt
Organism: Penicillium oxalicum
Lineage: Eukaryota; Fungi; Ascomycota; Eurotiomycetes; Eurotiales; Aspergillaceae
Exons: 2
Coding region: 1-2631 (876 amino acids)
Biological process (GO): cytoplasmic microtubule organization; spindle assembly; mitotic cell cycle
Cellular component (GO): centrosome; spindle pole; gamma-tubulin complex
Molecular function (GO): microtubule minus-end binding; gamma-tubulin binding
Source: RefSeq, a predicted model, not a curated record